This is a messenger RNA of Pediculus humanus corporis (human body louse), 3657 nucleotides long. RefSeq lists its product as uncharacterized. Lineage: Eukaryota; Metazoa; Arthropoda; Insecta; Psocodea; Pediculidae. The record is from RefSeq and is a predicted model, not a curated record. The transcript is spliced from 13 exons. The coding region runs from base 1 to 3657 and encodes 1218 amino acids. Gene Ontology annotation, molecular function: protein binding.
AUGCAUUUACAUUUUGAAAGGAAUUCAAAUGCAAAAUGUGAUUGUGCUAUACUUUCUUUAACAUGGAUGGGUAAAGUACCCGAUGAAUUACCCGAGGAUGAAGGUUGGAAAUUAAACAGGACGAAUUAUUAUCAAGAGGGAUGGUUAGCAACUGGACAUGUUAGAGGAAUUGUCGGUGUUACUUUUACAACAUCUCAUUGUAAAAAAACCGUUGAAUAUCCACUCAGAACAAAUUAUAAUCUUCGUGGACACAGAUCAGAAGUGAUUUUAGUAAAAUGGAAUGAACCGUAUCAGAAAUUAGCAUCUUGCGAUUCGUCGGGAAUUAUUUUUGUCUGGAUUAAAUACGAAGGAAGGUGGAGUAUUGAAUUGAUUAAUGAUAGGAAUACACCUGUAACGCAUUUUGCAUGGUCUCACGAUGGUAGAAUGGCUCUUAUAUGUUAUCAGGAUGGAUUUGUUCUCGUCGGUUCCGUAGCUGGACAAAGAUAUUGGUCUUCAAUGUUAAGUUUGGAUAGUACAAUCACAUGUGGUAUAUGGACUCCAGAUGAUCUUCAAGUUUACUUUGGAACUUCUCAAGGAGGAUUAGUAGUUAUGGAUGUUCAUGGAGCAAUGGUUGCUCAAGUUUCUUUAGCUCAAGCUCCUGUUACAUCAAUGGCUUGGUCUUGUGAGAAGUUUAAAAUGGAAGAAGGAGAUGAUAAUGAAAAUGACAAUAGUAACUUAGUAUUAGCUGUUUCUUUAUCCACUGGUUAUAUUUUUCUAAUGAAAAGUUAUGAUGAUGUGUCUCCAAUACAAUUUAAUACUGGCUUAGGGGGUCCUCUCUGCAUGGAAUGGGCAAACAGUAGACAACUUCUGGCAGUUGCUGGAGUAGCUAAUCAUACCGAUAAUAAUGAUUACGUCAAUAUACUUAAAUGUUACACCGAUACAGGAGAAUUAUUGUAUUCUACUCUAAUUCCUUACUCUCAAAGUCCGGUUACUGCUCUUACCUGGGGACAUAAUGACAAACGAUUGUUUGUAGCUACAGGCGGUGUAGUUCAUAUAGCAUGGGUGUCAAGGAGAGUAGCAUCAUUACAACUUUUGAGUAGACUUAAAGUUGCAUCGGCUCUACCUUUAGGAGAAUCCUCAGUUCAAAGCUUACCUUUACCCCCGAGAAUUAAACAUUUAAUAGGAAAUUUAUUUGCUCAAACUAUUAGGUGCUGUGUCCCAGAAUCAAAGGGUUUAAGGGAAUUCGUCAGUCGAGCUCCAGUCAAUGGUACUAGACUUCAUUGUACCAUGAUUAGACAUGAUGAUGAACAUAUGAGUUCUGGGGCUUGCUACACGCUUUAUUUAGAGUAUUUGGGAGGUUUAGUGCCACUUUUAAAAGGCAAAAGAACUAGUAAAAUUCGUCCAGAAUUUGUAAUUUUCGAUCCUCAAGCUGAUAAUGAACAUAAAGAUACCUCUUACACAAAUGUUAAAGUUACGGCUAGGGGAAGUGAUACGUCAGACACAGAAAAAGAAGAUGGAUGUAGUGGAUCGCCAAGAGCUCAGAGGAGAAGAAGAAAAAGAAGAAAAAGUGUCGCCGAUCAGGAAGAUGAUUUAACUUAUGUAGAUACAUUACCUGAGGAUGCAAGAUUAGUAGAAGUUACUUCAAAUAUUUGGGGUACGAAAUUUAAAAUUCACGGGCUAGCUGACUGUGUUCCUGCAAAUCUAGGACAGGUUACUUACAAAACAUCCCUUUUACAUCUUCAGCCUAGACAGAUGAGUUUGAUAAUGACUGAAUUAAGUGACGAUAUUCUUCAUGCUCCCGAUCCAUCUUUCAAUCCGAAAGUUUUUUCAGAAGACGAAGAAGAAGAAAGAACCUCAUUGAUGGAAACAAAUUAUUCGUCUAUCACAACCGGAGGAUUAAGUGGAGCUAUUCCUAUAGCUCCCAUGACUCCCAGACGAGAUGAGCAUCGAUCAAGAUUUUUAAAUUCGAUUUUAAACAUAACAGACGGAAAUAAUUUCAUAAGGUCUCCUAGAUUUGUCUACACUAAUCCGUCUAUGUUGAGAGAACAAUCGGAACUUAGAAAAGCAUUAAUGAAUUCUAAAAAUAUUAAAGACGUCGGCGGGGGAACUCACGAAAGUGGCGAAGAAAAAUCAGUUUUUCCGGAAAAUAAAAUAAACAAUCAAAAACCGAGUACUUCUACGACAGAACCAAAUAACAUUGCUCAUUUAGAUGUUAGUGUCACUGCCUCCAAAUUUCCACCGUCCACAAUUGUAAAUGAAACUAAUAAAUUAAAUACAUAUCAAAAUAAGAGCUCCGAUGGAGAAGAAAUAAUUGACGGUAGCAAAGAAAAGAAUUUACUGGAAAAAGAUAACACGGAAAGAAAUUAUACCGAUUUAAAUUUAAAUGACGUAAUUAAUUUUUGUGAAAAUUUUAAAAUAGAAGAUAUCGAAAGUAAAAAACGUCUGAGUGUCAAAGGUCGAUCGGAAAAUACGGAAACAAGUUUUUUAAAUAAACAAGGAACUUCAAACGUAAAUAAAAUUCAAACCAAUCAAUCUCCAGUAAAUAUUAUAGCAAGUAAUGUUAAAAAUGACAGAGAAUUUCCAGAUCAAUCAUCAUCUUUAGAUGUUACAGCUCAAAAUAUUCAAAAAAUGAAAAAUGCUUUAGGAAAAUAUCUAACGGAAAAAGAAAAAUCAGACGUUGAUAAUUUGAAAUUUAUUGAUGACGACACGGAAAUAUUAAUUGAUAAAAUGAAUAGAAGUUGUUCUAUGGGUUAUUUAGACAACGUAGAUGUAGGAUUGGUACCGUGUGAACUAUCACUAAAACUAUUACAAAAAGAUUCUCCCAAAAGACUUAUACUAGUUGGAGGUUCGAGAAAGAAAAAUUCAUCGGAAAAAGAAUUGGAUGGAAAAUCCGGUUUUAAAACAUGUGGUAAAAGUAAAAGUUUAGAUUCUGGAGAAAUGUUAUUGACUAAAAAAAAUAAUACCUGUGAUGAAAAAUUAAAAGACUUUAAUAAAAAGGAUGAGAAUGCGUCUGUUGAAACGGCAACACCGAAAAACGAAUAUAAAAAUAAUAAAUUGGAUUUAGGGGAUGAUGAAAAAAUUGAAUCUUUUAAAGAAAACUCUACAAGUAGUUUAUUGGGAAAUGCAAUCGAGUCUCUUCCAGUAACACCUUCAAGACUACCAAGGAGUCAACCGGUGACACCAGCCAUGUCAAAGAAAAAACGAAAUCAAAGUUCUUCGCCGAUACGAAAACAUCUUUUAAAUUCUCCUCUUUUAAGAAGAAGAAGAGCAAAAUCAAAAGCGGAAAGUUCGGAUGAUGAUAAUGGUUUUUCCGGUGACGAAGCAUUUACCAGCAGCAGUCAUUUUAAAGAUUUGGAAACAUUUCAAAAAGCACAGCUUAGGCAAAAAUUAAAAAGAGGAAAAGUUCGAGAUGGUAAUACGACUCCGAAGGUUCGAGAAUUGGUUAUGCAUAAUAAAGCACCCAUGUGGAAUGAAAAUUCUCAAGUUUAUCAGUUAGAUUUUGGUGGAAGAGUUACACAAGAAUCUGCUAAAAAUUUUCAAAUUGAAUUCAAAGGAAAACAGGUGAUGCAGUUUGGUAGAAUCGAUGGAAAUGCUUACACGUUAGAUUUUCAGUAUCCAUUUUCAGUUUUACAAGCAUUUUCCGUUGCUUUAGCUAAUGUUACACAAAGGUUAAAAUAA